Molecule: messenger RNA, 543 nt
Organism: Hibiscus syriacus
Lineage: Eukaryota; Viridiplantae; Streptophyta; Magnoliopsida; Malvales; Malvaceae
Product: proline-rich protein 1-like
Exons: 2
Coding region: 1-543 (180 amino acids)
Source: RefSeq, a predicted model, not a curated record
AUGGUUCUUAAGAAUAUCCUAUUUUCUGCAUUUUUUCUGCUUCUUUUGUCACCUUGGGCCGCUGCUGUUUUGGCUAGUGAUGCUGAGUAUAAUAACGAUGAGAAGCCAAAUCUUGAAAAAGAAAGGCUUCUCUCCACCGUGAUUGGCAUUCAAGGCAUGGUUUAUUGCAGAUCAGGAAAGAAACUCGCCCCGCUCGGAGGUGCUGUGACGAGGAUAACCUGCGAAGGCGUCGAUGAGUACGGGUAUGAAACCGAGUCAUUUUCGAUCCUGAGUUCUGCAACAGAUGAAAAGGGCUAUUUCUUUGCAACAAUAUCUCCUUACGAACUCGAAGAUCAUAACCGAAGGCUUAGAAAUUGCAGGGUUUUCCUUGAACUCUCUCCCUCGGAGGCUUGCGGUGUUCCGACCGAUGUCAACAAAGGCAUUUCUGGUGCUCCUAUUGGUACCUUCAGUCGCCUGCAUGAUAAGAACAUCAAGCUGUUUACUGUUGGGCCUUUCUUCUUCGUUCCACGGCAAGAGGCUAAAUCAAUCCCCGAUGGAUAUUGA